Molecule: messenger RNA, 396 nt
Organism: Fulvia fulva
Lineage: Eukaryota; Fungi; Ascomycota; Dothideomycetes; Mycosphaerellales; Mycosphaerellaceae
Exons: 3
Coding region: 1-396 (131 amino acids)
Source: RefSeq, a predicted model, not a curated record
AUGCCUCACGAACAAAAGCCAGUAAUCUACACAUCAAGCAACAACCUCCAAACCUCCGGCGCCCAGACGGAGGGCAUGAUCCGACAGAAUGCAAUCGUAGAUGUCUGCGACGAUAUAUGUGCAUCCCGCAUGAUCGCCAAGCCCAGAACCGCAUCGGCAGUGCAUCAUCACGGCGAGGAGAAUACCAUAGUGUUCGCCUUCUCGGGGCACGGCGCAAUCGUGUACGAAGGAGGGAAGAUGAGGCAAAAUCUCGCUCCUGGGGAUUAUGCAUUGAUUCCAGCCUACGCGGAGCACCAGGAAGUCAACGACUCCGACGAAGAUGUUGUAUGGGCAAUUGUGAGAAGCGGUAAAGCCCCGAUAGUGGUCAAUCUGCCCGGAGGUUGGGGCUCCAGUUGA